Candoia aspera is the source of this 2148-nucleotide messenger RNA. RefSeq names its product vomeronasal type-2 receptor 26-like. The record is from RefSeq and is a predicted model, not a curated record. Gene Ontology annotation, cellular component: plasma membrane. NCBI's taxonomy places the organism in Eukaryota, Metazoa, Chordata, Lepidosauria, Squamata, Candoiidae. Gene Ontology annotation, biological process: G protein-coupled receptor signaling pathway. Gene Ontology annotation, molecular function: G protein-coupled receptor activity.
AUGUAUUUUCAGCUCAUGUAUGGCUCUGGAAUGGUGGCAGCAGAAAAGAACCAUCUGCUUUACUACUACCAGAUGGUUCCAAAUGCACUUUAUCAGUACAGAGGGAUUAUGAAAUUACUCAAGCAUUUCAAGUGGAAUUGGAUUGCAUUCUUUGUUGCCAAUGGGAUGCAGUUAGAGAGCGUCAUGCAUGUCAUCAUUCCAGAAUAUUCAAAAAAUGGUAUCUGUACUGCAAAGGUAGAUACAUUCAUUUUAUGCAGCAAUGUAAACUACAUAAAAUGUGCAGCAAAAUUUUACUAUCAAGUCAUGAACAGCAAAGCCAACAUUCUGGUUUUCAGUGGAGACAUGCGUUCCAUGACAUUUUUGAGAUGGUUGCUCUCUUCUAAAGUCAAGCACGUCAUAGAAAAACCCAGAGGCCAUGUUUGGCUUCUGACUGCUGGGAUGGAGCUAAAAACCUUCAUUGGAAAUAAUGACUGGCAUAUACUUGAAUUCCAUGGUGCUUUAUCCUUUACCGUUCAUUCCAAUGAAGUCCCAGGAUUCCGGCAAUUUCUCCAGAACAGAAACCCUUUGAAUUCAGAAGGGGAUGGUUUCAUCAGAGAUUUCUGGGCUCAGACAUUUGACUGUCCACUCCAGGGUUCUCGGUUCCAUGAUAAGAGUGGGGAUGCCUGCAUGGGAAUGGAAAAGCUGGAGAACCUUCCUGAGCACGUCUUUCCAAUGAGGAUCACGGGCCAAAGCUACAGCGUCUACAAUGCUGUUCAUGCUGUGGCUCAUGCCUUACAUGUCAUAUAUUCAUCAGUCUCCAGACACAAGGCUACAAAUGAAGGAGUGGGAAGGAAGUGUCUCAAAUUGGAGCCAACAGAACCUGGCAGGUUUGUCCCUUUCUUUUCAAUUCAGCUUUCUCACCUCCUGAAAUCAUCACCAUUCAACAACAGUGCUGGAGACAGAGUUUCCUUUGACCAGGAUGGCUAUCUGCUUGCAGGGUUUGACCUCACAAAUUGGGUCACUUUCCCAAACCAAUCUUUCAUUGGAGUGAAAGUUGGAAGAAUGGACCCAUGGGCACCUCCCCAUAAACAACUCAGCAUUAAAGAAGAGGAGAUUGUAUGGCAUAAGGGAUUUAACCAGACACAACCUAUUUCUGUGUGCAAUGCCAAUUGUCAGCCUGGUUUUCGGAAGGAAACAAAGGAGGGAGAACCAUUUUGUUGCUAUAAUUGUGUUCCUUGUCCAAAUGGGUGGAUAUCUGACAAAAAAGAUAUGGACGAUUGUUUCAAAUGCCCACAAGAUCAGUAUGUGAACAAGGAGCGGAACGUAUGCAUUCCCAAGAUCAUAAGCUACCUGUCUUAUGAAGAACCAUUAGGCAUCAGCAUAUUCAGCUUGGCAGUCUUGUUGUCUGCUAUCACAGUUCUGAUCUUAAAGACAUUUUGGAAGCAUCACAACACCCACAUUGUGAAAGCAAACAAUCGGGACCUUUCCUACAUUCUUCUCUUCUCACUUCUGCUCUCUUUCCUUUGCUCAUUGCUCUUCCUUGGCCAACCAAUAACAUUCACAUGUCUCCUCCACCAAACCACUUUUGGGGUCAUCUUCACCAUGGCAGUUUCUUGCGUGUUGGCAAAAACCCUUAUUGUUGUUCUAGCUUUCGUAGCCACCCAGCCAGGAUCUGAGAUGAAGAAGUGGACAGGGAGAAGACUGGCCAGCUCCAUUGUUUUUUCUUGUACCCUUCUUCAAGUAGGCAUCUGUCUUCUGUGGCUCGCAACGUCUCCCCCCUUCCCAGAUACUGACGUGCACUCCAUGAGUGAAGAAGUUGUCCUCCAAUGUAAUGAGUCAUCACCCAUCAUGUUUUAUUGUGUUUUGGGCUACAUGGGCUUACUGGCCAUGGCCAGCUUCACCGUAGCCUUCUUUGCUUGAAAGUUGCCAGACACCUUUAAUGAAGCCAAAUUCAUCACUUUUAGCAUGUUGGUGUUUUGCAGUGUGUGGCUGACUUUUCUUCCAACAUACAUGAGCACCAAAGGAAAAGACACGGUCACCGUGGAGAUCUUCUCUAUCUUAUCCUCCAGUGCCGGAUUGUUGGGUUGCAUCUUUGUUCCAAAAUGCUACAUUAUUCUGUUGAGGCCUGAACUGAACAAAAGAGAGCAGUUAAUCAGCAGGAAAACAUGA